GAGACGCGGAGGAAGGUGGACUGCAAACUGAAGUCUCUGUGAGUGAAUGGCGUGAUGUUCCUUGAAUAUUGUUGUGUGCUGUUAUUUUUGUUGUUGCGGUGACCUGUUUUGUCUCUUGAGGUGGGCGGGGCCAUCAGCUGGCGUGACGCGCGAAGCCCUGAAAGUGAGACUACCUGUCAGCCUCAUCUGAGCGAGGGACAGAGAGACUACCUGCCAGCCAUGGUCCUGAGCGCAACACUAACAAUCCUCCGACGGGUGUACAAGGUGGUAGUGCGGGCGUUGUUCUGGGCGCUGUGGUCGUUCAAGUCGUCCGCCCGCCCGCUGCGUCCAAUCACAGACCCGGUGUUGGUGCAGCCCGCCCACGUGCUCGCGGAGUGGAUACGGAGUGGGAAGGUGACCUCCUACGCCGUCGUGAAGGCCUACAUCGACCGCAUCGGCGUUGUGAACCCCGUCCUCAACGCCGUGGUGGACGAUCGCUUCCGGCAGGCGCUGACGGAGGCGCGGGAGGUGGAUCGCGUCCUCGCCUCUAGCUCGCCGGAGGAGAAGGAGCGCCUCGCCACCUCCAAGCCGUUCUUGGGCGUGCCGUUCACGACGAAGGAGAACGUGCGGGUCAAAGGUCUAAGUCACACGGGCGGAUUAGUCGCAAGGAUCGGAAGGCGAGCGAAAGAAGACGCGGUUGUGGUCACGUUAAUGAAGGAUGCAGGCGCCAUACCCAUGUGCGUGUCGAACGUCCCCGAACUGGGCAUCUGGUGGGAGUCGGCGAAUCAAGUCUACGGCAGGACCUCCAGCGCCCACGACAUCUCCAGGACGCCGGGAGGAUCCUCUGGGGGCGAGGGGGCGCUGCUGGCGAGUUGCGGGUCACCCCUGAGUGUCGGGACGGACGUGGGAGGCUCCAUCAGGAUUCCCGCUUAUUGCUCUGGGGUUUACGGACAUAAACCCACGUCUGGAUGGGUAUCUCUAGAAGGGGCCGGUCUUUAUACCGAGAAGCUGAGGAAGGGCGGAGUACUUGUAGCAGGUCCUCUUGGCCGCUGCGUGAAGGACCUCAUCCUUGCACUCCAAGUCCUGGCGCCACAGGAUGCAACAGGACUCCAAGAUAAGAUAGAGAAAACGGAACUUUCCAAGACCAAAGUGUGGUGGGCGGAGGAACUAGGGUCCCCAUUGUACUCCUCUGUGGAUUUCCGAUUACGUAACCUUCUUCACAGGGUUCUGCAUUUCCUUGAUCAUUCCAACGCUGCUUAUGUCGCCAAGUGGCCCCUCGAUAUGAGCGCAGCGUAUCAGAUCUGGAAUAACAAAAUGGCGGACGAUUACAGCGGGGAACCGAGCCUGGCUUGUGACAUGACGGACAGAAAGGGGGAGAUUAACCUGGCGUGGGAGUGGAUGCUGUGGCUGGUGGGUCGCGGCCGCCAUACCUUCCCCACCCUCUUCCAGGCCGUCCUCCACAAGGCUUACGGGCAGAAGAAGAAGCCUGAAACGUCGCCCUUUUACUGGAAGACCUACCAAGAGAAGUUCAAGGAGGUACUGGGGAAUGACGGCGUGUUGAUCUUGCCUGUCCUGCCCAUCGUCUCCCCGUACCACAACGAGCCGAUUCUCAACCCCUUCGAUUACUGUUACUCCGGGAUGUUCAACGCCAUCGAGUUUCCAAGCACGGCUGUGACGCUUGGCCAGACGAGUGACGGUUGUCCCAUAGGCCUACAGAUUGUAACUACACCAGGGAACGAUCACUUAAGCUUAGCAGUGGCUACGGCUCUCGAGAGAAAGUUUGGUGGUUGGGUCCCCCCUUUUGAAGUACAAUUCCCGUCUUCUUCCAAAAAGGACUCAUAGAAAACGCUCCAGUAUAUUAAAUAUUCUGGAGAGACUUUAUUAAUUUAUAAGAUGAUAAUUUGAUUCAUAGAAAACGCUCCGGAAUAUGAGUUUUGUGGAGUAACUUUAUUAAUCUAUAUGAUGAUGAUUUUUUUGUUUUUCUAUUUGAAUAUAAUUUGUUUUAUAUAUGUUGAGCAAGAACAUAUUUCAUAUAUAUAUAU
Molecule: messenger RNA, 2021 nt
Organism: Penaeus chinensis
Lineage: Eukaryota; Metazoa; Arthropoda; Malacostraca; Decapoda; Penaeidae
Product: fatty-acid amide hydrolase 2-like
Exons: 13
Coding region: 220-1821 (533 amino acids)
Source: RefSeq, a predicted model, not a curated record